GUAUUAAGAUGGUCAGAACAAAAUGUUCGAGAAAAAUAUCAAAGUCAUCAUACAAAAGUGUUUAAAAAUGUAAUGGCAAGCAGAAUUGUAAAGAAAGUGAAACGCGGCAAAAGGGAAUCCAAUUCAAAAGAACACAUACCAACGAUAGUGGUCACUCCACCAGAUAAUCGAGACAUGAAAGUCAAAGCCAAGAGAUCAGAUAACGCUAAAGAUAAUGUUAGAGAAACCGCUGAAGCCUCGACCUCGCAAGUAAUGACCAACAAAAUGGCUGAAUUCAACGUCAAUCAACUGAUAGCGGAGCUGUCUGAGAACUCGAAAGCGUCGAGAACCGAGAUAGAAACGAUACAGAGGCGACUACUGCAGCAGGCGAACGAAAUAUUGAAAGUAAACGCCUUCGCUAAUCCCCCCAGCAUAGAUAAGUCUCAAAUGUACACAAACAAACCUGUUUAUGGCAGAAUACCGAUCACGAUACCGAGAAAUCCUAAUUCAGUAGUAAACGGCGUUGCUAAUCAAGUGGAUCUGAAGGAAUCGCGGGUGAACACGAGCGUGGCGGCCGACAAUGAGCGUGGCAUCGAGCCGCAAGACGCGCAGCUCGUCCCGGAGAGGUUGCGAGACAUUCCCGGGGAUACUGCCGGUGCUCUGAUGAAUAGUGAACACGGGAAUAUGCAAAGGGUCGCUAUGAUGGCGGCGGAGGCGGGAAGGAGUGCUUUUUUCUACGAAACGGGUUCUGUAGCCGGCCGCCUGCCGCGCUUGGCCGCCAGUGCGCGCGCGCCUCUGACAGGUACAGUCGAAGGUGGGCCGCCAUACAGGAUGCCGCCGGCGCCCGAGGCAGCGCUGCCCGGCGCCCCCGCACCUUCGUUACCGGCUGCACUGCACACACACUCCAACAAGUUUCCUAUAGAGCGCGAAGUGAUCCUGUCCUCUGGCGACAAGAACUCGAAGGUGCCUAUCCUGCAGGAGGCGAGGAAGAGGGGCAGGCUCGGUGCUGUCGCCCCUGACACCCCACCUAAGGCCUUGUCGGCUUGGACUCAUGCUGAGAACCAGCAAGCUGGCACAUCUGACGGCUUCAGGCAGUACCACGAGCAGUACGGGUACAUGAACCAAAACCAAGGAGCCGUGGCCAGGAAUAUGCAGAACUACGACUCACCGAAACCACCCAUACCGGCUAAAACAUACGGCAAAGUUGACACCCCAAACAACUCGCAGCUUAUAACAGUGACGGUUGAAACAGGGAAGGAUAACACAAGAGACGCACCAAAAAGUGCGAAGUCUGUUAGUAAGACUUACCACACGCUCAAAGACAUGAUCUCAAGCAGGUUUAAGAGUAAAGACGCUAAUGAUGGCGAGAAGAAUAAUGAGCAAGAAGCUAGUUUGAAUAACAGUGAAGAGAGGAAACGACCUGAAAGGCCUGAACCAGAGCAGGUGACGCCAAGAGAGAAUGGACAGAGGAAGGUGGAGCAAGGGAUCUACGGGAGGCCAAUGACGCAGUCGAGACCGGAAAUGCAGUACAGCCAUGGCAUAGCAAACAACAUGGCCUAUCCUAGCCCGUCGCCGCACAGACAACUGAUGCAGCAGCAGAUGGUACAAUCCCACAUGAUGAUGAGUCCACAAGCGAGGUCCCAAGAGAUGCUGGCCAGCACACCCCACCGGCAGCCUCAGGCCCUCGGGGCUGAUGCUUUGUACCAGCAGUACGGACCACCCGGACGAAGAAGCGCCCUCUAUCAGAGAGAUUUGGAUGUCAGGUCGAUGGCGAAUUUCACUUCCUUGAAGACUGGGCCGCAGUCUCAGUUCGACAACUCGCAUUCAAGACCGGAUCUCAGAAGCCCACAACAAUUAGAAAGAGAAAUAGUGCGCCAAAGAGGCUUUGUAGAAGGCAGACGUGCAACAUCACAUCCUCACCUUCUUGACGAACCGCAGCAUAGACCUGAAGUAACAACACCACAGAUUCACGAUCCUGGGAGACGGAACUCUCAUGGCAAUCUUCUUGAUCACACGCCAAAUGAGCAUCCAAGAAAUUGUGAGGAACGUGAAUCUGAUGAUGGUGGGUUCAGAGCAAGACUUGCAGCCCAAGGCAGGUCUAGCUACGAGGAACGUAUCCGAACGAGUGGCCGCUCGGUAGAAUCUCAGCGACAGGAGAGAAUGCAGGAAAACGUGUACAGAAGAACACCGGACAGCCACAAAGAGCGCAGAACUCCAGACAGUCACAAAGAACGUAGAACCCCAGACAGCCAUAAAGAACGAAGAACACCAGACAUACACAAGGAGCGCAGAACUCCAGAUUCAAUAGGACAUAAGAAAGAAGAGCCUUCGACGUCACAGGAGAGGAAUGACGAGAGUGCUAGUCAGAAGUCAGCUGAUAGUGUUUAUAAUUCAAGCGGGAAGACUGAAGCUUAUAAUCCACAGCCUUCGUCUUCUAGACAGACUCCGAAUAGAAUAGAAGAUCUCAAGGCACACGGAAAGAAAGGAGCCGGGUCGGGAGCUAGUUCAGACUACGACAAGAACGGUGGUCAGUCUUCGAACGUGGACUCUGGGCGGGGCAGCGUGGCGUACUCGAGUGGCCGGCGACCGGAGCCCCUGCAUGACACGUCAGCUGACUCCGAUGCGCUGGGCACCAGGCAACCACAGCCUGGGACUAGCCAGCAGCCGCAGGGACAAAGUGCAGAAAACGACUGGGUGGAAUGCGAGCUGCGCCACAUCUUGGAGCCGAAGCUGGCCAGCAUGCGCCUGGACUCGUCAGCCACGUCUGACACGUCCGUCACGCCGCCACUGCCACCGCUCUCACCAUCCUCUGAUAUGCACAAGAGGAAUAGUUUGCCGGGCCGGUCGGCAGAGUACCCAGAGGAACGUCGACGAGGUCGCGAGUCUCCGCGAUGGCACUCACAUAAGAAGCACUCAUCCAAACGAGAUCAUCAUUAUAAGAAACACUUAUUCGGCCUUGACACAACGGACAUGACAUCAACAACGACCAGAAGCUUGGACCUCUCCUCACUGCUAGAAGGCAGGUCUGAUAGCUCAUCAUCUGGAGACGCACGGGCCAUCCGUCGGCAGCUCCGAGGGUUGGAGAACAUGUAUGCUGAAGUGCUGCAGCUGUUGGGAGUCAGGAAGCCUGCUAGCUUGGCUAAACAGCCUACUUGGGAGUCUAGGUUAUCAUCAAAGCGUCGUUACGGUAGCAUGUCCUCACUGCCAUCCAGCUCCGUCAGCAGUCGACCCGUCAGAGAUAAGAGACGAAGCUCCAACGAGCAUCGGAAGAAACAUGACUUGAAGGGUAUAAACAAGCGCUUCCAACGUCUGGAGUCCCACGUGGUUACCCUUGCGAGGUCGGUAGCACAUCUCUCCAGCGAGAUGAGGACGCAGCACCUCGUCAUGCAGGAGAUGGACAACAUCAGGGCUGAGAUAGCAGCACUCAGGCAUAUGUACAAAUCCCAGCAGUACAUUCGCUCAGGCAGCCACGGGCGUCACCUCGACCCGUACUCGUUCAGCAACCCCGACCGCGUCAAGCGACUCACCAAGUUCUUCGGAGACGAGCCGCCCCUCAUGAGGCUGUUCCUCAAGAAACUUGGAUAUGAGAAAUAUGCAGCACUUCUAGAAAAAGAGAAAGUUGGUGCUGCAGAACUGCCUUACGUUGGAGAAGAUAAGCUUCGAGCCCUGGGUGUCCCUCUAGGCCCCAGGAUGAGGAUACUGAAGGAAGCAGGCAUUCAUCAGGAACUCCACCAUAUGUCCCGAGACGACCAACAUAACACAACCACCACUCUAGCUAUCGUUUAACAUUAAACUUUAUGUGAUCGUUUUAAGGACUAUUUUUGCGUGAAGACUGAAUAUAAGGAGUAGCUCAAUAAAGCAUGUUUGUUUAGUUCAAGUAUUAUUUCAGAAGUUAAUAUAUUUAGGAAUACUGUUUAUAAUGAAGCUGGUUUCUUUCUGUCUUUAUAGAUAAUUAUUACCUAUACCUAACUAAAACUGUUUUGCGAAAUGAUAAUGUAUUAUGCCUAAUGGAAUUUACACAUUAGUCUUUAGCAGGAGAUAAACAACAUGACAUUUCAAACUUUUAGACUUAUUAUUUACGGGUAAUUCUUUUAUGAAUGUUUUAACGAAAUAUGUAAAAUACUCAAGGCAACGAAUGCUGAAAUGGAUCUUUGGUUUAGCUUUAAAAUAAGGGCCAUAAUGCUCAGAAAUUAUAACAAAAACCUAUAUUAAGCAAUGCUCAUUCCACAUCAUCGAAAGAAGCGUCUACCCUUAUCCCAAUUUUAUUUGGGGUCAAGGCAGCAUGUUUUGCUUUGUAAUUCCAUAUUCUUCUAUCUGCCGUCAUUUCACAGGUACCUAACAUUCUUCCUAACCCUAUCGACUUUCACGCAAUCCAUACAUCGUUUCUUUGGUCGUCCUCUUCGACUAUAUCCGUCCACGUUCAAGCAGCAAAACCAUCCUCAAAACUUUCAUUCCUCCGCAUCACAUGCCCAUACCACAACAGACGGUUUCCACGUAGCUUUUCUGUAACUUCAAACUUCUUCUUACAUACUCAUUCCUCACUCUAGAUCCAUUUACGUAACACCACACUUUUCUCUUAGCUUCUCAGCUAAUCAAAACAGGAUGUAAGUAAAUCAUAUCUCUGGUAUUUUUCUGCUACAAAUAUGAUUGCUUUAGAAGAAAACACUGUAUCCGAAAUUUCGUCAUAUUUUUUUAAAUGUCAUCGAUCUAAGUAUCGCAUUUCACAAGUUGGAUAAAUAAAAACAAAAAUUAUGUAACAGGGAAUCAAAAUAAACUUUGUCGUCAAGUAGAUAAAGUCUUGGAGUAGCCGCACACUGCCUACAACCUAAAACAGUCGGCCUACAGUCGACCCAAUCGUUGGCAAUUUUUUUUUAAAGAAAAUCUUCAUUGCAGUCAAAGUUAUGAGUCGUUUUCUAUUUUGUAAAUUCGCAGUCUGCCUUUAAUUCCAUGACAUUUAACUCCAAAGCUAUGGAAACGACUCAACUGACAACUAUUGUAUAUUUGUGUCUAAAGUCCAUUCCACGAAAGAAGUCCCGCGGAAAAUUGUGGAACUAUAUAUUUUAGUACGUAUUUACUGAGCUAUCGCAUAGACACUAACGCUGCGUCUGCCGAACUUCUUUCGCGAAAGGUACUUUAUUAACGGCCCUUCCCAAUAUCCGAUGUAUCAAGUAAACAAAUCAACAGAUAGGGACAUUGGGAACAGUCAUCAUUAAUUUAAUUAUUUUACAUUUUACUGAGAUUUGUACCUUUAAUUACGUUAAAUAAUCAUGCACUCAGAAAUUAUAUGCCAAAGAGUUUACUCGGCGUAUGUAUAAAUAGUAUAAACUUGUAAAUAUUAGCCUGUAUAUAAUAAUUAAUUAAGAUUUAAAUAAUGUAUUAAUAUGUAAGCUUACGAAGACAACGAAAUUGAACAACGUAAUCAAUUAUUGUAUUUUUUAUUCCCUUUACAUAUUUAA
Messenger RNA from Helicoverpa armigera (cotton bollworm), 5435 nucleotides. Its product is annotated as PHD finger protein rhinoceros. Bases 73 to 3765 code for a protein of 1230 amino acids. The transcript is spliced from 14 exons. Gene Ontology annotation, molecular function: protein binding. NCBI's taxonomy places the organism in Eukaryota, Metazoa, Arthropoda, Insecta, Lepidoptera, Noctuidae. The record is from RefSeq and is a predicted model, not a curated record.